Molecule: messenger RNA, 1208 nt
Organism: Lipotes vexillifer (Yangtze River dolphin)
Lineage: Eukaryota; Metazoa; Chordata; Mammalia; Artiodactyla; Lipotidae
Gene: RHBDD3
Product: rhomboid domain containing 3
Exons: 5
Coding region: 39-1199 (386 amino acids)
Cellular component (GO): membrane
Molecular function (GO): protein binding; serine-type endopeptidase activity
Source: RefSeq, a predicted model, not a curated record
CAGCCCCAAGACCACCUUUGAUCACCUUCAGACAAGCUAUGCAUGCCAGACGUCCCCCUGGCCUACUGACCCCGGCGCUGCCUCUCGCCUCCUCCAUCCUGAUGCUGCUCAUGAGCAGCCUGUGGCUGCUGGGAGCCGGCCCCAGCCUUGUCCUGGCCCCAGAGCUGCUGCUGGACCCUUGGCAGGCGCACCGGCUGCUGACACAUGCCCUGGGCCACAAGGCCCUCCCAGGGCUGCUGCUGAGCCUGCUGCUCCUGCCCACGCUGGGCUGGCGGCAGGAGUGCCACCUGGGCACACUGCGGUUCCUGCAUGCCUCCACCCUCCUUGCCCUGGCCUCCGGGCUGAUGGCUGUGCUGCUGGCAGGCCUCGGGGUGUCCAGUGCAGCCGGGGGCUGUGGAUACAUGCCUGUCCACCUGGCCAUGCUGGCGGGGCAGGGUUACAACCCUAGAUGGCCCCGUGGGGCACUGCCACCAUGGCUCCUGCCGUGGCUGCUGCUCGCCCUGACACCACUGCUCAGCUCCGAGCCGCCCUUCCUGCAGCUCUUCUGCGGCCUCCUGGCUGGCCUGGCCUACGCGGCUGGGGCCUUCCGGUGGCUGGAGAUCUCUGAGCAGCGGCUGCAGGCACUGCAGGAGGGUGUCCUGUGCAGGGCCCUGGUGGGGUGCUGGCCGCUCCAGCUCCUUCCCACCCCAGGCAGCCUGGCUGAGCUGCCUGUCACCCAUCCUGCUGGAGUGAGGCCGCCCACCCCUGGACCUCCUUACAUGGCCUCCCCUAGCCUCUGGCCCCUCAGCGAAGGCUCAGCCCUGCUCCCGCCAGGCCUGGGGCCUGUGCAGCCGCUCUGGGAGGGCUCCUCAGAGGUGGGACUGGCCUGGUCUGGGCCCAGCUUCCCCCCAGGGACCCCGCUGUGGGCAGCCCUAGACGAGCAGAUGCUGCAGAAGGGGAUCCAGGCCUCGCUCCUUGAGGGGCCAGUCCAGGGUCCCGAGAGCCCACUCCGGCUGUCUAAGUCCUCCGUCUCCUCCCUGCGGCUGCAGCAACUGGAGCGCAUGGGCUUCCCCACGGAGCAGGCGGUGGUGGCCCUGGCAGCCACAGGCCGUGUGGAGAGUGCUGUGUCACUGCUGGUCGGUGGAGAGGUGGGCACCGAGGCGCUGGUGACUCAGGGGAGGGGUGGGCCCACCCACCCUGAGGGUCCUGGGCCCCCCUAGCACAGGCAG